AUGAGCAAGAGAGAGAUCAGUGUGUGUCAACAAACUUGGGCCUUAAUAUGCAAGAACUUUCUUAAAAAAUGGAGAAUGAAAAGAGAGCCCUUAAUGGAAUGGAUAAGCUCAUUGUUCCUACUACUCUUUUUGUACCUAUAUCCUCAUGGCCAUGAUGUUCAUGAUUUUUCUUCGCUGCCUACCCUGGACCUGGGACGGGUAGAUUCAUUCAGUGAAUCCAGAUUUUCUAUUGCAUACACACCCAUCACUAAUACAACCCAACAGGUAAUGGAUAAAGUAGCCUCUGCUUCCUUCCUAGUAGGUAAGUUUUCUAGCAACUACCCUGAUGACAGUACGGUUUCUUUUCUUCACAAAGGUCAUUGUUAUGAAAUGAAUGAAGAUGUUAACUGUGAAGUUUCAUUAUUCUGGGAGAAAGGUUUUGUGGCUCUUCAAGCUGCCAUUAAUGCCGCCAUUAUAGAAGUCACAACAAAUCACUCAGUGAUGGAGGAAUUGAUGUCAGUUACUGGAAGAUGUAUGAAGAUACAUCCCUUCAUUGCUCAAGCAGGAGUCAUAACGGAUAUGCUCAUUUUCUUCUGCAUUAUUUCCUUUUCCCCAUUCACUUACUAUGCAUCCGUUAAUGUCACAAGAGAGAGAAAAAGGAUGAAGGGUUUGAUGGUGAUGAUGGGUCUUCGAGAGUCAGCAUUCUGUUCACUUGCUUCUCUAAGUGAAAGAAUAGCGGGGUUAGGUUUGCUGGGUGGUUGUGAAGCAAGGACGAUGGAAGACAACCAUAGGAGGUUUAUCAUAAACCUGAUUUCCCUCAAUUAAUUACUUUUUAAUUUACAGCUUUUACGUUCGGACUAUGAUUUGAAUUCUAAUGCACUUCCUGAUUCAUCAGUUGGCCCAACUCUCAUUAUACCAAUAUAUUUCAUGUUGGCAUUUGAUACUUGCCUCUAUCUGGCAUUGGCGAUUUACUUCGAAAAAAUUUUUCCAAACCUGGUGCUUGACAUAUAUGAAGGUCAAAUCACUGCAAUACUUGGUCACAGUGGAGCUGGAAAGUCAACAUUGCUAAACAUUCUUAAUGGGUUGUCUGUUCCCACCAAAGGUUCAGUUGCCAUCUACAAUAAUAAACUUUCAGAAAUGGGUAACCUAGAAAACAUCAGCAUGCUCACUGGAGUUUGUCCACAAGCCAAUGUACAAUUUGACUUCCUCACUGUAAAAGAAAACCUCAGGCUCUUUGCUAAAAUAAAAGGGAUUCUGCCACAGGAAGUGGAUAAAGAGAUACAAAGAGUUUUGCUGGAAUUGGAAAUGAAAAAUAUUCAGGAUGUCCGUGCUCAAAACUUAAGUGGCGGACAGAAAAGAAAACUAACCUUUGGGAUUGCCAUUUUAGGAGAUCCCAAGAUUUUCCUGCUGGAUGAACCGACAGCUGGACUGGAUCCCUUUUCACGACACCGAGUAUGGAACCUCCUGAAGGAACGCAAAGCAGAUCGUGUCGUGCUCUUCAGCACCCAGUUCAUGGACGAGGCCGACAUCCUGGCUGGUAAUUGCUGGUUUCCUUUAAGUAACCUGAUGAGGAUUUUAAGAGAUUUAAGAAAUGAAUACGGACGUCGAAAUUCACCUUUGUUUUUCCUGAAGUCCUCAUUUUGGUCACAACAACAAAAGGCUGAUCACGUGGCCCUGGAAGAUGACAUAGAUUCCGAUCUUUCAUCCAAUGACUCUUUCGAACCAGUAUCUCCAGAAUUCCAUGGGAAAGAAGCCAUCAGAAUCAGAAAUGUUACAAAAGAAUAUAAAGGAAAGCCAGAUAAAGUAGAAGCCUUGAAAGAACUUUACAAGGAUCUUGAUAGCUUCCCUGGCCUGGGAAUUGAGAAUUAUGGUGUUUCCAUGACAACUUUGAAUGAGGUUUUCCUGAAACUAGAAGGAAAAUCAACAAUUGAUGAAUCAGAGGUCAACAAACUAUGGCUGUUGAUGCUAGUGGUUGGACUGUCCCCUCUUCUUGUGGGGAAUAUAAUGGUGAAAAUAUAUCAAAACAGUUACACUUGGAGACUUUCUCCUCAUUCGUACUUCCUUGCUCCUGGACAACAACCACGUGACUCUCUCACUCAAUUAUUGAUCAUCAAUAAAACAGGGGCAAGCAUUGAUGACUUUAUACAUUCUCUGGAGCUUCAGAACAUAGCUCUGAAAGUGGAUGUAUUUGGAAUUAAAAAUGGCACAGAUGACCCGGUUUACAAUGGCGCCAUCACGGUGUCUGGGAACAAAAAGAAUUACAACUUUUCCUUCGCAUGCAAUACCAAAAGAUUGAAUUGCUUCCCAGUUCUUAUGGACAUUGUUAGUAAUGGGCUACUUGGAAUGGUUAAACCCUCAGCACACAUCCAAACUGACAGAAGCACAACUGGGGUCACUGUAGUCUCUGUGGCUGGGUUUAUGGCUGAUACCCUUGAAAGAGGUCUACAAUUUUACAUCACCUUUUUAGUACCACCUGCCACAUUGAUUGGCUGUUUCUUCUUAUAUUUAUACUCUUUUGCUGUUGCUCUUUUUACUGGAGAAUCAAUGGGUGUAACACCAUUUCUGAUAUUCCUAAUUCCUUUCCUUCAUUUUAUCAUUUUUCUUUUUAUUCUUCGAUGUCUGGAAUGGAAGUUUGGAAAGAAAUCAAUGAGAAAGGAUCCUUUCUUUAGAAUUUCUCCAAGAAGCAGUGACGUGUGCCAAAACCCAGAAGAGCCACAAGGGGAAGAUGAAGAUGUUCAGAUGGAAAGAGUGAGAACAGCGAAUGCCUUGAGCUCCACAGAUUUCGACGAGAAGCCAGUCAUUAUUGCCAGCUGUCUGCGCAAGGAGUAUGCAGGGAAGAGGAAAUGCUGUCUUUCCAAGAGGAAGAAUAAAAUAGCCACAAGAAAUGUCUCUUUCUGUGUUAGACAAGGUGAGGUUUUAGGAUUAUUAGGACACAAUGGAGCUGGUAAAAGUACAUCCAUUAAGGUGAUAACCGGAGACACAAAGCCAACUGCUGGACAGGUGCUAUUGAAAGGAAGCGGUGGAGGGGACACCCUGGGGUUCCUGGGGUACUGUCCUCAGGAGAACGCGCUGUGGCCCAGCCUGACGGUGAGGGAGCAUCUGGAGGUGUACGCCGCCGUGAAAGGGCUGAGGAAAGUGGACACGGAGGUCACUAUUACACGGUUAGUCAACAUGCUCAAGCUGCAGGACCAGCUGAAGGCUCCCACGAAGACCUUAUCGGAGGGAAUGAAGAGAAAGCUGUGCUUUGCGCUGAGCAUCCUGGGGAACCCGUCAGUGGUGCUUCUGGAUGAGCCGUCGACUGGGAUGGACCCCGAGGGGCAGCAGCAAAUGUGGCAGGCAAUUCGGGCCACGUUUAGAAACACGGAGAGGGGCGCCCUCCUGACCACCCACUACAUGGCAGAGGCCGAGGCCGUGUGUGACCGAGUGGCCAUCAUGGUGUCCGGAAGGCUGAGAUGCAUCGGUUCCAUCCAACAGCUGAAAAGCAAAUUCGGCAAAGAUUAUCUGCUGGAGAUGAAGGUGAAGACCCCCACACAAGUGGAGCCCCUCCAUGCAGAGAUUCUGAGGCUUUUCCCACAGGCUGCUCGGCAGGAAAGGUACUCUUCUCUGAUGGUCUAUAAGUUGCCAGUGGAAGAUGUACGACCGUUAGCCCAAGCUUUCUUCAAAUUAGAGAAGGUUAAACAGAGCUUCGAUCUGGAAGAGUACAGCCUCUCACAGUCUACCCUGGAGCAGGUUUUCCUGGAACUCUCCAAAGAGCAGGAACUGGAUGAUUUUGGUGAGGAAAUUGAUCCCUCAGUGAAGUGGAAGCUCCUCCCACAGGAAAAGCCUUAAAGCCCAAAUUAUGUGUUCCUGGUUAAGCCUGUGAUUGUUUUUUUUUUUUUUAAAGACAUUUAUUUUUAUAGCAUCAAUGUUACAUUUUUAGAAACUACAUUCUAAGCACUGAAAUGGUUCUUCCUGUGGGCGGAGGAGGUGGGGAAGGAAGAGCAAGUGGCAUUUGACUGAG
Propithecus coquereli (Coquerel's sifaka) is the source of this 3979-nucleotide messenger RNA. Its product is annotated as ATP-binding cassette sub-family A member 8-like. Gene Ontology annotation, cellular component: mitochondrial inner membrane; intracellular membrane-bounded organelle. Lineage: Eukaryota; Metazoa; Chordata; Mammalia; Primates; Indriidae. Gene Ontology annotation, molecular function: lipid carrier activity; ABC-type transporter activity; ATP hydrolysis activity. The record is from RefSeq and is a predicted model, not a curated record. The transcript is spliced from 31 exons. Gene Ontology annotation, biological process: lipid transport; transmembrane transport.